UUUGGGGAAUAUUAUCGAGAUGUGCCCUGCGACUGACGGGAAUGUAGUCCGCCUUCCGCCUGACGUUGGUUGGGAUAGGCACUCCCGCGGCCCUUGUGAGGAUAAGCGGCUCGAAAAAAUGGAUGGAUGAAAUUGAUGAGUUUUUAACGAUUUAGAACACGAUACCGUUCGUUUCAAGGUUUAUUUCAAGCCACACUUGAAAAGACCCCUUGCGGUAAAUUGCAGAGAUACUCAUAAAUAAGCCGCAAACAUCAUGUCGAGCAUCUUUUGAGAAUAUUCUGUCAUCUGUCUCGCACGUGCACGCACAAGCAACGUCUUCAUUUCAGUGAAUAAAACAACGGGACGUGCGUGUAUUUUGGGGUACUUUAAAGAGGAAAUGGUGUCCGACCUCCCGUUUGGGUUUGAAAGCGAUUGGUUCCUCCGAGCAUUAGCCUAGCCACAUGCUACUUUUCGGAGGGGUGCGCGCCCUUGUGCAACCACAUUAAUUUCAUUACUAUUAUAAUAUUAAUAGCAUAAGACCAACAUGGUAUCAGAUAAUUUGUUGGACCUGAGUUUGCCUUCAAAUGUGACUUUACAAAGGUUGUAUCCAUAUUUUUUUGUUUCUAGAUUAAGCGAUUACUAAUUUAUACUCCCACUUGAGUACAAUAUUCGGGUUCUUUGUGUCCCCAUGCGACUACUUUUUUUAAUUAUUAUUAUUUAAAGUCUCAUCAAAUUGUUAAAUGUGAAUUAAUUGUUAUAAAUGUAGUGUUUUUGCGACCCUCCCUCCUUUUAUUAAUAAAUUCAAACACAGGAGAGAAUUUUGGUAGAUUUUAUAUCAAAAACACAUUCCGUAUUUUAAAGUCCUGAAAAGACUUAAAAAUUACGGAAGCUCGCGUUUUACAUGAUUAUGUGAAUCAUUUCACAUAAUACUGUGAAACGUAUCACAUAAUUCUGAAACGAUUCACAUAAUUAUGUGAAACGCGACCUUUUUUUGAGGGUGUGGCAGUAAAAUGAACUCCCGCUUCUUUGCAAAUCUUUCCUGUUUAUUUUUCUUUUCAACAAAGUUUACAAAAUAAUCAGUCAACAUCAAAUGCAAAACAAAAAAAAUUCCGGUAUUUGGGUCGCUCCAUCGUUGCGCCGAUGAGCUGCAGAAAAAAAAAAACCCCGAUGACGUCUCGCGGAAAAUUGAUCAUGAUCACUCUAUGGGACGUUGCCCGCGUUUAAUGAUCUGCAAUAAUCGUUGGAGGAAUUGAUGAUUGAUUGGUGGCUCCCAGGAAUGCAGCGGGGGGGGGGGGGGCAUACCAAUUGGAAGACACAUCGGAAGCCCGGAGAGCCCGGAGAGCCCGGUAGGUCAGGGCUAAAAUUGGACUCCCCCAGCCGCCAAAGGUUGCCGUUUUAGCGUGGGGUGCACGAUCACGAGUGAGGUGGCACGACAAGUUUCCCAUGCGUGACAUUUAGCCGAGGAGACUGCGCGAAACGCGCCGCCCGCGCGGCCCACUGCUGUUUUUCCUCUCGGGGGUCGUCGCACGCGCAGCAGAAAUGUCUUUUCUGACCAUACCGAGUCAAGAGCGUCUCUUUACGCCCAUCAAAAUCGACGACGGCGGCGGCGGCGACGACGACGACGACGACGAGGGGAGCGACAACGUGCGCCUGAUCCCGAGAUGCUCCCCGGUGCCCAGGAGGCGAGGCGCGUCCAUCCACGACGAGACGGCCGAGUACCUGCGCAUCCAAGCGGCGCUGAGCCCCGGUAAGCGGGUGUCGUUCGCCGACACGAUCGGCGGCGACCUGGUGGACGUCCGCGAGUUCGUCGCCUUCGACUCGGACGACGACGACUCGGACGACUCGGCGGGGCGGGACGAAGAGCGGCCAAAGUACGGGCGGACCCGGCGAGAGCCGCGCUUCCUCGUGCAUCCCGAGUUCGAGCCCCUCGGCGGAGGCGCGCUGCUGGAGGCCGUGCGCGCGCAUCGAGUGCGCGUCGAGCACGUCGCCCCCGUGGAACGCGAGCCGCUCGCCUUCGGCGGCCUCGUGCGGGUCCUCAACGUCUCCUUCCACAAGGCCGUCUACGUCAGGUCCACCAUGGACAACUGGGCCACGUACUUCGAUCACCCCGCCGAGUACGUCCAGGGAUCCCACGACGGGGACACGGACGCCUUUUCCUUCAAGUUGUCUUUUGCGCCCCCGUACGUCACCCACGGCUCUCGCAUCGAGUUCGUUGUCCGCUACGAAACCACCGAGGGGGACUUCUGGGACAACAACUCCCGCAUGAACUACGUGGUGUCCCUGCAUCGGUACCACCAACAGGAAUCGGAGGAGAGCGACGGUGGGCAGCAGGAAGUGAGAGGCAUCAUGAGACCCCCCAAAGAUUACAGUACGUGCGUUGGUUUCGACUCAGCCGACAAUGAAGCAGACGAAACGGAGCCUUCCGGAACAGGAAAGGAGGGUGGCGGAGCCCCCUGCCCAGUCAUCGUGUCACCCGAGGCCGACGACGAGGGAAGCUCCAACUUCCGAGAACUGGGCAGGAAGCAGCAAACGUUACAGUCGUCGCAAUAAAUCCACAACACAGUCGUAAUUCUUUUUUUUUUUUUUUUUUUCCUUUCUUUAAGCGCAAAUAGUCAACAAUGAUCAGCGUUGGAAUGAAAAUGAUUUUGAUUCACAUCCAUGUUGGGACAAGUGUUCAAUGUACAGUAGAAGCAGUUUCUGAGUUUGGAUUUUCAUCAUGCUUAUGAUUACCUUUGAGUGUCAUCUUGAGUUCCAUUUUUUUGUUCUGAUCUUCUGAUUUGGCAUCCACUUUGCAUUAAACCAAUUCAAGACAAAGCUUCUUAAGGGGGUGCCAUCAUUCGACCUUCAAUAAAUGCGCCUGACUGGAUGGAUGGUUUAUGGAAAAAAAUAAACACGUGGGAAUAAAUUGCAAAAUGUCUUCAUAGUCGGAAACACGAAGAAGAAAGAGGCCUUCAUCCUGCAGUGGAUGGAUAAUGGCUACUGCUGCUGACAUCCAUCCAUCAGUUAUCUGAGCCGCUUAUCCUCAUGAGGAUCACAGGCGCGGUGGAGCCAAACCCAGCCGUCAUCGAGCGGGAGGCGGGGUCCACCCGGAACAGAAAAACAGAAAACAGUCGCACUCACGAUCACACCGACGGGGCAAUUGAGAAUCUCCAAUGAAUGCAGCACGAUUUUGGGAUGUGGGUGGAAACCGGAGAAAACCCACGCAGGCACAGGGAGAACGCACAAACUCCGAAUGGGCGGGGCCGGGAUUUGAACCCCAGUCCUCAUAACUGUGCGCCAGACGCUCUAACCAGUCAUCCACCGUGUCAGAGGAAAAACACCCGAAUGCUGGAAAAUUGACUUCUAUAGAUUGCACUCAUUCAUCCAUCCAUUUUCUUUGCUGCUUAUCCUCACAAGAGUCGCAGGAGCGCUGGAGUCUAUCCUCGCUGUCAGCGGGCAGGAGGCGGGGGACACCCUGAACUGGUCGCCAGCCAAUCGCAGGGCACAUAGAGACAAACAGCCGCACUCACAAUCACACCUCGUAAGGGCAAUUUAGUGUCUAAAUAACGUUGCGUGUUUUUGGGAUGUGGGAGGAAACGGGAGAAAAGCCACGCAGGCACGGGGAGAAGAUGCAAACGGCACACAGGCGGGUCCGGGAUCGAACCCGGGACCUCAGAACCAACACUGAUGCACCGCGCCGCCUUAGAUUGCACCCUUCCAGUAAAAUUUUCAAAUCGACACCCACGUUCAUUUUGGCCGCUCGCUAAUCACGGAAAUGACAUCACGCCUGUUAAAUUUCCCCGUUUCCUAUUCGACGACGCUUGUUUGGACAGUGGAAAAUCCGAAUUCCACCCAAAAACACAAAAAAAUGUGUCACGCACAGUCAAAUAUCUGCCCCGAGAAGGAUUUUACGCAGACCUGGCAAGCCAUGGUAGCCCCCAACUCUAUUCCGGGUGACUGACGAAGACGAAGGUCAGCACACAAAGGCAACAUCUAAAAAGGUUCACUGCGCAGACCGUAUUUACAUUAUUUUUGUUAUAUGAGCGGCAGCACGGUGGAUCAUCUGGAAAAGCAAUGGCUUCACAGUUCUGAGGAGCCAGGUUCGAACCCGGCCCCGCCUGUGUGGAGUUCGCGUGUUCUCCCCGUGGCCACUCCGGUUUCCUCCCACAUCCCC
Molecule: messenger RNA, 4132 nt
Organism: Syngnathoides biaculeatus (alligator pipefish)
Lineage: Eukaryota; Metazoa; Chordata; Actinopteri; Syngnathiformes; Syngnathidae
Gene: ppp1r3f
Product: protein phosphatase 1 regulatory subunit 3A
Exons: 3
Coding region: 1519-2529 (336 amino acids)
Biological process (GO): regulation of glycogen biosynthetic process
Cellular component (GO): protein phosphatase type 1 complex
Molecular function (GO): glycogen binding; protein phosphatase 1 binding
Source: RefSeq, a predicted model, not a curated record